AUGCUUAAUGAUAUAGGUGGUCUGUUCCAUCCAGCGGAUCACGCCCAGGAGAUCGCCUUCCGAUAUGCAGUCGAGAAGAUAAACGCGGACCGCACGAUAUUGCAGCGUCCGAAGCUGCUCGCUCAAGUGGAACGCAUCUCGCCACAGGACAGUUUCCAUGCUGCCAAACGAGUGUGCCAUUUAUUGCGCACCGGGGUCGCAGCCAUAUUCGGGCCGCAGUCGUCGCACACGGCCUCUCACGUUCAGAGCAUUUGCGACACCAUGGAGGUGCCUCAUCUGGAGACGCGCUGGGAUUACCGACUGAGACGGGAGAGCUGCCUGGUCAAUCUCUACCCCCAUCCCACGACGCUCUCGAAGGCCUAUGUGGACUUAGUCCAGGCUUGGGGCUGGAGGACUUUCACGAUUAUUUACGAGAACAACGAAGGCCUAGUACGACUUCAGGAACUUCUUAAAUCUCAUGGAUUAUCGGAGUUUCCGAUUGCCGUACAUCAACUCGGCGAAGGAUCAGAUCACAGACCAUUGCUUAAGCAAAUCAAGAAUUCUGCAGAGUCACAUAUCGUGUUAGACUGUUCAACCGAUAGAAUAUACGAUGUUCUCAAACAAGCUCAACAGAUAGGAAUGAUGAGCGAUUAUCAUAGCUAUCUAAUCACGUCACUGGAUAUUCACUCAGUAGAUUUAGAAGAAUUUAAAUACGGUGGCACCAACAUCACAGCCUUAAGACUGGUAGAUCCAGAAAAGCCAGAUGUCCAAAAAGCAGUCAGAGAAUGGAUACAAGGAGAGCAAAGGCUUGGAAGAAGGUUGGACGCAGCUGCAUUUGUGACACGGGAAAACUCGACAGUGAUCAAGGCGGAAACUGCGUUAAUGUACGAUGCUGUUUUGCUGUUUGCAAAAGCCCUUCACGACUUGGACACGAGUCAACAAAUUGAUAUUCAGCCGCUGUCCUGUGAUGCGCAAGAUACGUGGCCCCAUGGGUACAGUUUAAUUAAUUACAUGAAAAUUGUGGAGAUGCGAGGAUUAACAGGUGUUAUCAAAUUUGAUCAUCAAGGUUUCCGAAGCGAUUUUCUUCUCGAUAUCGUGGAAUUGAGUAAAGAUGGACUGCGGCAAAUUGGAACGUGGAAUUCUACGCAAGGUGUGAAUUUCACGAGAUCAUAUAGAGAAUCGCAAAAAGAAAUUAGUGAGAUAUUACAGAAUAGAACUUUGAUUGUUACGACUAUAUUGAGUUCACCAUACUGUAUGCGCAAAGACUCAUCGGAAAAGCUAAGUGGAAACGCCCAAUUCGAAGGAUACGCCGUAGAUUUAAUUUAUGAGAUAUCAAAAAUAUUAGGUUUCAAUUUUUCAUUUCGUUUGGCACCCGAUGGUAGGUACGGGUCAUAUAAUAAACAAACAAGGGAAUGGGACGGAAUGAUGAGGGAGCUAUUAGAGCAAAGGGCUGAUUUGGCAGUUGCUGAUUUGACGAUCACUUAUGAAAGGGAACAGGUCGUGGAUUUUACUAUGCCUUUCAUGAAUCUCGGAAUCAGUGUGUUGUACAGAAAACCAGUAAAACAACCACCAAAUCUGUUCUCAUUCUUGUCACCAUUGUCGCUUGAUGUGUGGAUUUAUAUGGCAACAGCCUACUUGGGAGUUUCAGUGCUUCUUUUCAUACUAGCUCGAUUUUCACCGUACGAAUGGUCAAGCUCGACUCAUGAACCAAAUGCAGGCCCAGCCGAUCCCUCUGGGAACAAUAAAUUCACAUUGCCGAAUUGUUUUUGGUUCGUUAUCGGUUCACUGAUGCAACAAAGUUGCGACUUGCUGCCCAAGUUCAGCCCCUACGAAUGGGAAAGUACUCAACAUCCAUCUUGUCCAGGAAACGAGACAAACAAUCAGGAAAAUAAUCAGUUCUCACUGAUGAACUCGCUCUGGUUCACCAUCGGAUCGCUCAUGCAACAGGGUUGCGAUAUAUCGCCAAAAGCUUUAUCUACAAGAAUGGUAGCCGGAAUGUGGUGGUUUUUCACAUUAAUCAUGAUUUCCUCGUACACCGCUAACUUGGCGGCGUUCCUGACUGUCGAGCGCAUGGAGUCGCCGAUAGAAAGCGCCGAGGAUUUAGCCAAACAGACCAAGAUCAAAUACGGUGCAUUGGCCGGAGGAUCGACGGCUUCAUUUUUCAGAGAUUCAAAUUUCACGACCUAUCAAAGAAUGUGGUCCUUCAUGGAAUCAACAAGACCUGAAGUGUUUACUACGUCGAAUGUAGAAGGCGUAGAACGCGUAGUCCGGGGGCGUGGCACCUACGCAUUUUUAAUGGAAUCUACGUCCAUCGAAUACGUCAUCGAAAGAAAUUGUGAUCUUACACAAGUCGGAGGAUUACUUGAUAGUAAAGGCUAUGGAAUAGCUAUGCCUCAUAACUCUCCAUAUCGCACUGCCAUUAGUAAUGCAGUUUUAAAAUUACAAGAAGAGGGUAAACUGCAUAUUCUAAAAAGGAGGUGGUGGAAAGAAAAACGAGGCGGUGGAGCUUGCGCGGAAGAGGCAACAAAAGCCAGUUCGCAAGCCAACGAGUUGGGCCUAGCCAACGUUGGCGGAGUUUUUGUAGUUCUUAUGGCCGGAAUGGGAGUAGCCUGCAUCAUAGCCGUUUGUGAAUUUGUAUGGAAAAGUCGGAAGAUUGCCGUUGAAGAACGGGGAUCGUUUUGUUCAAAGAGCGCGUUCGAAAUUAGUCAAGCGAUUUGCUGCAGCGAUGCCGACAGCCAGGACCGCAGCGGCGAAAACAAUUCCAGGCCGGUGACGCCGCUACCUUGCCAGGUUCCCGAGACCAGGUUCCAUCCUUUGGGACCCCCAUAUUCGCCGUAUGGAUUCACACCUAAAGAAAUGAGAACAUGA
This is a messenger RNA of Ctenocephalides felis (cat flea), 2847 nucleotides long. Its product is annotated as glutamate receptor ionotropic, kainate 2-like. Gene Ontology annotation, biological process: modulation of chemical synaptic transmission; synaptic transmission, glutamatergic. The record is from RefSeq and is a predicted model, not a curated record. The coding region runs from base 1 to 2847 and encodes 948 amino acids. The transcript has 18 exons. Gene Ontology annotation, molecular function: glutamate-gated receptor activity; transmitter-gated monoatomic ion channel activity involved in regulation of postsynaptic membrane potential. Gene Ontology annotation, cellular component: postsynaptic membrane; plasma membrane. Lineage: Eukaryota; Metazoa; Arthropoda; Insecta; Siphonaptera; Pulicidae.